Messenger RNA from Eutrema salsugineum, 1192 nucleotides. RefSeq lists its product as uncharacterized. The transcript has a single exon. Bases 62 to 937 code for a protein of 291 amino acids. The record is from RefSeq and is a predicted model, not a curated record. NCBI's taxonomy places the organism in Eukaryota, Viridiplantae, Streptophyta, Magnoliopsida, Brassicales, Brassicaceae.
UAACACUUCACCACUAUAUAUCUCUCUCUCAAGGUCUCAAUUCAUCUUCCGACACGUGAAAAUGACAGAAAUUCCCUCGUACAUGAUCGAGAAUCCUAAGUUCGAGCCUUACAAGCCAAAGAACCGAUAUUUUUGUUCUUUCCCAAUGUUCUCCACCCUCUUAUCGAUCUUCACCUACGUUUUGAUCUUCUACGUUUUCGAACUAUCUCCAUCGUCGAUCUUCAAAGACACAAAGGUUUUGUUCUUGAUCUCCAACACUCUCAUCCUCAUAAUCGCCGCCGAUUAUGGCGCCUUCACUGAUAAAAAGAGUCACGACUUUUACGGUGAAUAUACUGCGGCGGCGGCAGCGAUGAGAAGCCGUGCAGAUAACUACUCUCCGAUUCACGUCUUAACAUACCAAGAAAGCCCUGAACAGCAAAACUCCAUCGAUGCAGAAACCAAGAACCCUAAAUAUGUCGAAAUCAAGAACCCUAGAGAUGUUGAAAUCAAGAAGCCUGAUGAAGAAGAACCGAUGGUGAAAGAUAUUGUAUGCGUUUCUUCACCUCCUGAGAAAAUAGUGCGAGUGGUGAGCGAGGAGAAACCGAGAGACCAUGUAGCUAUCGAGAAAUACAAACCGGCUAUUGAGCAAACCGUUUCUAACAAAGAAACUUGCAACGCAAGAAACCAUGUGAACCGUAAAUCAUACGGACGAACCAAAUCAGAUAAACCGAGACGGGUGAUGAUAACCGAAGAUACAAAGGCCAAACGUAUAAGUUAUCAUCGAAGCGAAUCGGAUAGCUCGAAGUGGAUGGUUGUUCCGGAGAAAUGGGAGAAUCUUGAAGAAGAAUCGGAAGAGUUCUCAAAGAUGUCGAACGAGGAAUUGAACAGAAGGGUCGAAGACUUUAUCCAACAGUUCAACAGACAGAUCAGAUUGCAAUCACGAGUUUCGUCUACUUGAUGUGAAUUGCUCAUAGUAGGACAAAGUUAGUAAGAACUUCUCUUUUUUUUGGUUAUUGGAGUUCUAUUUUCUUUUCUUUUUUGAAGACUUGGUGAUGGGAUGACUAUUUUUGCAGUCGUCGGUGUGGAAAUGAUAAUAGUUACUGAUAACUACACUCUUUUGUUCUUAGAAAGAAUAUAUAUAUAUAUAUAUAUUAUAUCAUAUUAAUAAUAGCUUAAUGCCAAAAAAACCAUAAUGCAUGUAUAAUUAAACUUU